AUGAAGCCGCAAAAAAAAUUAACAAAAAUGCCCACGACUUACAAAAGGAAAAAUGAAGAGAGAGCUAAAUGGAGUGCCGGUUCUUUAAGAAACGCAAUUGAAUGUGUACAAAAUCGUACAAUGGGUAAAAAAACUGUGGUUAAACAGAAAAAAACAUUAGAAGGUUCAAAUUCGGAGAGCGAAAGUCCAGUAUUGCAGGAAAGUGAUACAUCAGCAGAUGAAUGGGACGAGAACGAAUGCGAUUACAGAAACUUAUUAAAUAACUUAUUAAAAACAAGAAAAAAGGAAUACUACGACAGCAAAAUCAAGAAAACCAAUAAUAGUAGUAAGAUCUUAUGGGAUUGUGUAAAUGAGAUUUCCGGUAAAAGGAAUAAAAAGGCAGAAAUAGAUAAGAUAAAAAUCGAAAGUGGGGAAGAAAUAUCCAAUAAAAAUGAUAUUGCUCAGAAGUUUUUGGAACACUUCACAAGCAUUGGUGAAAAACUGACAGAGAAGAUACCACGCACUGCUCCUAUCAAACAAGGCGUGUCCAAGAUGCCACAUGAGUGUUGGCUGGUCGAACAUCGACCAGCUGACAUAUCCGACAAAAAAGCCUCGGCUGCCCAAACUAUUUGCAAUCCAACGGCAGCUAAAAACCUACGUGAAAUGAACAGAAUUAUCGCUGCUGAGAUUAGCGACCAAACAGAUUUUAAGGACCUACUCGCCAUGAUCUAUGCUGGGGCAUUCGCGGUUCUAAAGCUAAACGGACAGAGACCUACAGAUGUUAUAAGUCGGAACGGAACUAAAAGGCAGCCAGCUUGGGAAAGGAGGCUAAGCAAGAACAUAGAUAAUAUCAGGAGCGAUAUAGAUAUCCUAACGCAGUACCAAAAACCAACAGCCAGAGAGCAAAGAAUCAGAUCGUACACCACAAGAGAAACAUCAUUUCCUAACACAGAAGACAUAAGACACUUCUGGAGCGGUAUAUGGAGCAACCCCAGAGAACACAGAACAGCGCAUUGGUAUCAGCAAGAGAAGGCUAGAACUUCCAUACAAGCAAUGCUGUCUUGGACCAUAACUAAGGAUGAUGUAGUGAAAGCAAUAGUACUCGAGAAUCAGUCGGCCCUAUUGUACUGGGACAGGCCAGUCAGAGCCGAUAAAACAGUUGACUAUAACCGGCCAGACAUACUACUGAUCGAUAAAAAUAAACGGAAAGCAUACGUACUUGAUAUAGCAGUUCCACUCACAGUAAACAUAAUCAGAACCGAAUACACCAAGGCUGAAAAGUACCAAAACCUUACCAUUGAAAUCAAAAACAUUUGA
Acanthoscelides obtectus is the source of this 1296-nucleotide messenger RNA. The record is from the annotation of a GenBank genome assembly. Lineage: Eukaryota; Metazoa; Arthropoda; Insecta; Coleoptera; Chrysomelidae.